AAUGUCAAAAAUCAUGAACGACAUCAUUCAAAGCCUCUUCCCAGGCAAUUGUUUCGAAGAACUCCUCAUCAACUUUAAUUUUUUCCAUCCAACAUGCCCUAAAGCAGUUCUUAGCCGGGGACUUGGAUUUGCUAUCACUCUCGGAUCUAUUCUCCUUUUCGUUCCUCAAAUUUUGAAAAUUCAAGCUGCUCGCAGUGCACAGGGAAUCUCUGCCGCUUCCCAACUUCUUGCUCUAGUCGGUGCCAUCGGAACUGCUUCCUACAGUUAUCGGUCAGGAUUCGUGUUCAGUGGAUGGGGAGAUUCAUUCUUCGUAGCUGUUCAACUUGUUAUCAUUAUUCUUCAAAUCUUCCUGUUCUCAGGACAAACGAUGUUGUCCGUUGGAUUUUUGGGAAUUGUUUCCGCCGUGGCAUAUGGAGUUGUUAGCAAAAGUAUUCCAAUGCAGACUCUCACCGCAGUGCAAACCGCCGGAAUUCCUAUUGUUGUUGUGUCAAAACUUCUUCAAAUCUCUCAAAACUAUCGAGCUCAAUCCACCGGUCAGCUUUCCCUGAUCUCCGUUUUCCUUCAAUUCGCCGGAACCUUAGCACGAGUUUUCACUUCAGUUCAAGAUACUGGAGAUAUGCUUCUGAUUGUCUCUUACUCAACAGCCGCUGUUCUCAAUGGGCUCAUCUUUGCACAAUUCUUCAUGUAUUGGUCCCAUUCAGAAUCGGCUGCGAAAAAGAAGAGAAACUAAUCCGGAAAUACGAGUGGAGUUGUUACAAACUGUCUAAAUUAUAUACUUCGUUGUGAUGCCAAUUAUAAAUAGUCUUGAUCU
Caenorhabditis elegans is the source of this 811-nucleotide messenger RNA. It is a transcript of the gene mpdu-1, whose product is annotated as Mannose-P-dolichol utilization defect 1 protein homolog. NCBI's taxonomy places the organism in Eukaryota, Metazoa, Nematoda, Chromadorea, Rhabditida, Rhabditidae. Bases 2 to 730 code for a protein of 242 amino acids. The transcript has 4 exons. The record is from RefSeq and is marked reviewed. Gene Ontology annotation, cellular component: membrane.